CUUCGUGACGUCGCCGACUGAGCAGUUGCCAGGAACGCGCGUUAUGAAGAGGGCUCCGGUCACGUGGUGCGCGCUGAUUGACAGCUGUGCGCUGGAGGCGAAGACAAGACUAGAAGCGAGGCGGGUGCGUGAGGCAGUGUCUGCGCCAGCGGUCUCUUCUAUCUCCCUUGGUGGUUUCUCCGCGGAAAGCUGAGGUGACAGUUCUUGCGGCGCUUUUUAUCAGCUUUUUGCCUUGUUUUGGGAUCCUUUGUACUGAGCGGGGACCUUCUGUGAAGUGGACUUGCGGGAGGGAGUUGUUUCUCACUCUGGUUCGGAAAGUUUGUGGUUCAGAACCAAGAAAAACCCGUAAGGCAAGGGUGCUUCCCUGCAUUCUACUGAGCUCCAGCCGAGUUAAAGGAAAUCGAUUUACAGAUGCUGGAAGAUGCUAACUUCAGAGAAAGGAGUUGUAGAGGAAUGGUUAUCAGAAUUUAAGACGUUGCCCGAGGCAUCUAUAUCCAGUUAUGCUUCUGGCUUGAAAAACAAGAUUUCUCUAGUAUCGGCACUGUAUGAAGUCAUUCAGAAGCCUCAGAGUGAGUUGCUGGAGCCUGUCUGCCACCAGCUCUUUGAGUUCUAUCGGAGCAAAGAGAAAUGUCUCGGGACAUUCACCCUUCAGUUUUUGCCAGAGCUCAUAUGGUGCUACCUUUCCAUGUCUUCUAGCAGAGAACUACAGAGCUGCGGAUGUAUCGAGGCUCUUCUUCUCAGUAUCUACAAUCUGGAAAUAAUGGAUGAACAGGGGCACAGCAAGAUCUUGUCAUUUACUAUCCCAUCCUUGUCUAAGCCAUCUGUGUAUCAUGAGCCUUCCAGCAUCGGUUCUAUGGCAUUAACUGAAGGAGCACUGUCGCAGCAUGGGCUUACACGAGUUGUAUACAGUGGCCCUCAUCCCCAGAGGGAGAUGCUGACUGCACAGAACAGGUUCGAGGUGCUGUCAUUUCUUCUGCUUUGUUAUAACUCUGUUUUAAAUGACAUGCCUGCUCUCUCCCUUCUGUCCCUGUGUCAGAUGUGUUCACGGCUUUGUGUGUGUGGAUACCCUCGCCAGAAUGCAAGAAAAUACCAAGGGAUUAAGAACAGAAUACCAAUAUCCUCAGAGUUCAUGGUUCAACUUCUGACUGGAAUUUAUUACUCAUUUUACAAUGGCGAGUGGGAUGCAGCCCGCAGAGCCUUGGAUGAUGUUCUGUAUCGUGCACAGCUGGAACUUCUUCCAGAGCCUCUUUUGCUUGCUAAUGCAAUAAAAGCAUCACUGCCUCAAGGAGCACUGAAGGGAAAUAAAGAAGGCAGCCGGUGUAUCCAGGUGGAGAUCACUCCAACUUCAUCCAGAAUAUCACGUAAUGCAGUUACUAGCAUGUCUAUUAGAGGCCAUCGCUGGAAGAGGCACGACUCAGCAGAUUUAACAGGCCAGGAUGAGCUGGCAGAAAUAUCUGAGGUUUCUGAAGGAUUUAGCCCCAGGGCUGCAUCUAACACAAGUCAGACAGCCUUAUCUCAUAGCAACAGCAACAGCUUCAGCAAGCCACCCUUUGGGAAGCCCCAGAGAAGGUCUCUUGGAAGCCGAAUAGGGGGGAAAGAAAAGGAAUCUGCUGGAGAUUCUUGCCGGGAACAUCUCAGCAGAAAGCAGAACCAGAGGGCCCUGAGUGAGAACCUGGAAUUAGUUUCUAUGAAGAGAUUGACUCUGACAACCAGUCAGUCUCUGCCCAAGCCUGGUAGCCAUAGUCUUGCAAGAACUGCAACUGCUGUUUUUAGUAAAUCGUUUGAGCAGAUGAGUGGCGCAUCGGCAGCAGCUAAUAAUCCUGUACAUGGAAACAGCACUGGUGCCGGAGUCAGCACAGAGACAAAUAGGUUUAGUGCGUGCAGUCUACAGGAGGAAAAGCUAAUAUAUAUUUCAGAGAGGACCGAGCUCUCAGUGCCCAGUAGACACCAGCAAAACCAGCCAAGAUCCCCUAGUAUCUGCAUAACACUAUCUUCAGACUAAUGCAAAAACAGCUGUCAGGAUUGAAGAUCAUAGGAAUCCCUGUUCUGCAUCAUUCAUAUCUGGCAUUACCAGUGCUCUGAGACUAUACUACCAGGGGCAUUCACAGGCUUUUACUCUGAACUUUAUCCACUUUGUUAACAGAAUUAAACCUUAACUUAUUUUUAUAGUUCUUUUAAGAUCAGCCAUAUAAUUGUUAUACCUUGUUGCCCAUAGGUGCAUCGACAGCACUUACAUGUGGCCAUCUGCAUUUUGCCAAAGAACCCUGCAAUGCAGUGUCUUUGUGAUCUCUUCAGACCUCAAGAGAACAUGUCCUGCUCCACAGGGGUGGAUUGCGUGCAGUCUGCUCAUGGGCAAUGCCUCCAUUUCUGUUUAGAAUACAUCUACCUAUGUUGCCUGAUAGCCAAUGACAACUUUAAAGGAAGCAGAUGUGUUUAACAUAGUUAGCUUUAGGGUGCAGACACCAUAUCCGUUUCUCUCAUAUAACUGUAAAUAGAACAAUGCAUGUGCUUUUUUUUUCUUGUUUCUUUUUUGCUAAGGACUGCUAAAUAACCGUCUUUUUUACUGUCUAACAUUAACAGUGCCAUCUGCUGGUCCAGUCAGCUGAUCAGUUUGAUGGUAUGGGCACACAAAACCAGUACCGUUCAUAUCACACACAUUAUAACAUUGACAACCAGCAUAAAAUGUUGUAAGGUAAAUUGUUUGUGAUGUAAAUAGUUUGUAUUUUACAGCAUGUUGUAUGUUUUUGAUUGUUUUUAAAGAAUAUAAAUGGCAUAUUUUUAUAA
Molecule: messenger RNA, 2784 nt
Organism: Xenopus tropicalis (tropical clawed frog)
Lineage: Eukaryota; Metazoa; Chordata; Amphibia; Anura; Pipidae
Gene: hycc1
Product: hyccin PI4KA lipid kinase complex subunit 1
Exons: 11
Coding region: 422-2002 (526 amino acids)
Cellular component (GO): plasma membrane; cytosol
Source: RefSeq, a predicted model, not a curated record